CUCAAGAACUUCGGCGGCAUCUUCUCGUACCUGACCUCGAAGUGGGCCCUAACGACUUUCACCGUCGCUAUAAUACUGAAUCGGACGCAAUUCUAUGCCUCGUCGCGAGAGCAUCUGAGACUGCGCUUCCACGUGCGCUUAGCACUGUAUCUGAUUCCCAUUGCGGCGAUUCUUGUUCAACUUCUCUCAAUCCUGCAGGCUUUGAAGUGCCAGACGUCUCCGAACUUUGCCCAACUUCGCUAUGGCGACCCGCUGAAGCACUUGACUAUUGAUUUCGCAUCGGAGGGCGGCUUUCUCUACAAGCUGAGCUCGACACUACUAUUCUGGCAGGACGAUGCCGAAUGCUGCGAUGCUAGACACAUGUCGCUGAUCGGCGUUGGAGAAGACAAGAGCGCUCUGCGAGGCUCCAUGUCAAUGCUCUACUGGUUCUUCCUGACCCUUUGCACUAGUCAGCUCUUCGAAACCCUGGCUUGCGCCCUGCAAGGCAAACAACCCAUGCCGGAGACUGGCAUGACCAUCUUUGAGCAUUCCUUGGCCUUUGCAGAAUGCGAAGCUAUGAUUAGUAGUGCACUUGGUUUCGGAUUUCUUGGACUUUCCAAAGUCGAUUCGCCAAGCUCGUCAAGCGACGGGCCACUGAUCAGCCGCGCAGAAAUCCUCCAGCGCCUGAAUGUGCCUCCGGAGGUACUCCUGGUCUGCUUGAUUUCAUGCUUCAGCCAUCUUAGCAGUGCUCUGCUCGCUGUCGCAGGGAUUCGUCACAACGUCCGCCUAGUCAAUACCGCAGUCUGGGGCUGCUGCUACAUGUCGGCGAUAGUCUGGAGCUUUGCGAAGAUUUUCAUGUAUCCCGUUGACCACAUAAGUGACCUAGGAGUGCUACGCUUUCCCACAGUCUGCAUUGUGGGCUUUAUACCACAUCUCCUUCUGUUGAUCGGCACUCUGGUCUGCGCUUUGAUUUAUGGUCUGGCGAUUCUUGCUACGGUCGUUUCCAUGCCCAAAGAUGCAGCAGCGGGGCGAUCUCUACGACAGAGACUCGAAUGGGCAUACCAGAACCUUCAAGCGAACGUCCAAUUCUCCCAGAACUCGUCUAUUCAUAUCAAGAUGACUGAAGACUUUUAUACCACACUCCUCAAAGUCGGCUUCAACGUAUUGACUGCUGCAAGCGAAGCUGUCUAUCUGAACGAAGGAAGUCGCAUCAAUGUUGCAAACAUGACGUGGUUAGAGCAGAAGCGUAUUGAUGAACUAGCAAUGAGUAUGGAUAAGCGGAAAGGGCCUUCCGUUCCGGUUGAACUCCUUGGCGACGGCAUUGCGAGGGGUGUGAACUACGUCGAUCAUCAGAACUUUGCCAUCGGUCAAUCGCCUUACGCUCGCGAGCGCAAAUCACAAACUGCCAAGAUUGCCGAUCGAAGGCGGAACCAGACCGAGCUGGACAGUGGACUCGGGAUCUCGCAACGACGUAGCCGCAUGCAACUCACGUUCGACUUCAUCGCAGGCAUCAUCUGGCUUUCCAUAAGUAUUCAAGCACAAUUCGCACUGGGUCUGCUUCGGAAAGUCGGCAUCGUGCAGCGUCCAUUGUGGCUGCUCAAGGCCGCCGGACUUACAGAAAAGCAGAGGGAGCCCUCGGCACAUACUCGGAGUACCCGUCGCGUAUUCACCAGUUUCUACUUUCCUGGCGACGAUGGUAGUGUCGCGCUGCCAGACGACUUGAACAUUGAUGUCGAAGUUGAGACUAGACGCAAGAUGACGAGACAGGGUGAGUAUCAAGAUGAGGAGGACCUAAGUGACACGCUUUAUCAGUGGUGGCAGAGAGGAGGAUGGUUUGGUGAUGUAGACGCGAGCGGCGACUACGUCCAGGCUUCAGCAGACGAUGAUGAUGACACAACGAGCAUGAUUUCAAUGUCCACGAAUGCAAGCACGGCAGACGAUUGGGAAGAGGAAGAAAGCGGGCGCCGAACACCAACACAACGGGAUUUCCCUGGUGAUUACUUCAGUAGAGAGAGAACGCCGGCGAUGGACAACGGGCUGGACGUGGCCUCGCUAUCUCGUCUCCUCAACCCCAAGACUGCCGCAGAUCGAGAGGAGGCCAGAUUGCUCUCAUAUAGCUUGCAGUCGACGAGUCCAUUGACGCGCAGCCAGUAUCGUCGCAACCAGGAUCGGACGCGAGCUGAGCUUCUCGCCGGCCUACGCAAUUCGAACACGUCUGUUGCCCAUGCCGGUAGUGACGAAGAUGAAGAGCGCGACCUUGAGCAAUUCAUCCUCGCGCAGCGCUCCAAAGCCAAGACAAAAGCCCAAAGAGCAGGAACAUGGGAAUCUGGAGCUGAGGGCAUGGGAGAAGGUGGACCUCAAUGCGUCGUGUGUCAGUCUACGCCACGCACCAUUUUAGUGUGGCCUUGCGGCUGUCUGAGCAUGUGUGAUGACUGCAGAGUUGGGUUGGCGGCGCGAAAUUACACGAAGUGCAUAUGUUGUCGAACGGACAUUGCUGCGUAUAGCAGGUUGUACGUGCCAUAG
This is a messenger RNA of Pseudocercospora fijiensis CIRAD86, 2502 nucleotides long. RefSeq lists its product as uncharacterized. Gene Ontology annotation, molecular function: ubiquitin protein ligase activity. The record is from RefSeq and is a predicted model, not a curated record. Gene Ontology annotation, biological process: ubiquitin-dependent protein catabolic process; protein ubiquitination. The annotation marks the transcript as partial. NCBI's taxonomy places the organism in Eukaryota, Fungi, Ascomycota, Dothideomycetes, Mycosphaerellales, Mycosphaerellaceae. The transcript has a single exon.